This is a messenger RNA of Stegodyphus dumicola, 3114 nucleotides long. RefSeq lists its product as uncharacterized. Lineage: Eukaryota; Metazoa; Arthropoda; Arachnida; Araneae; Eresidae. The record is from RefSeq and is a predicted model, not a curated record.
UACUUCUGCGUCCUCCACCGCCCUCUUUUUUGUCGGAUUGAGCCCAGCUCAUUUUUAAAACCCGUACCCGGCGCUUAACCUCAAAGUUAUUGGGCAAUAACAUAGUGUUGCCCAAAAUAUCUCUGUUCCCCGUUCACUGUGCGCUCUUUUCGGUACGCGGGAGCCUAUCGUCAGGAGGGGGUGCGCUCGCUUUCCUGUUCGUCUCUAAGUACUUCUCGAUGUGUGUGCUUUGAAACUGGAAUAACUAUACCCGUGAGAUCAUCUUAUCAGCAGCAAUAUGGAUAGACAAUUCGAUAAGAGAAGACCACAAGGCGCCGCGUGGUCUCCAGUUACACCUUCAACGCCAGCAUUCAAUCCCAGCAAGUUUACACCGGUGGUACAGCAAUCAACGUGGAAACCUUCUUUCCAAACAACAGUUGUUCAAGAAAAUACAGAUGAAAAUGUUAUUCCAGGAUCUGUAAAACCCGAUCCUUCUGGAGGUUUCGUACAUACCUUUGGUACACCAAAAAAAGAAGUGUCGACACCUCAAACAGCGUCUUCCAAUUCAUCUGAUAAUUCUCCUUGGCAAAACUCUUACAAUCCAUUGCCAUCUCGUCAAGAAUCAGUUACUGUCACAUCAUCACCUAGGUAUUACCAGGAGAUCAUUGUGCCUACUGGUGACACAAGUACCCAGUUUAGAUCUCCAGCUAGGCAAACAUCUUUUCAGAGCAAUCCUAGUCAGUAUCCACCUGCGCAAAUUUCGCCUCAAAAAUCUGGAUCUGGGACUCCUGUAUUUUACCAAUCACAAAGUAAUGGUGUCAACAAUCAAAUAAAUGGAAGUCCGGCGCCAGUGUAUCAUACAUCCAGGCAGCAGCCAUCUUAUCAGGCUUCUAGGCAGGAAUCAGUACCGUAUGAAUCAAGUUCAUGGGCUAAUCCAGUUACACAGCAGUCUCCAUCUUAUCAACCUUCUAGGCAAGAUUCAUGGUAUCAACCAGCAAAUCCAGAAUCAAAUUCCUAUUCACCUUCAAGACAAGAUUCACAAUCGAACCAAUUUGUACGACAGAAUUCAUCCACUCAGCAACCUAACAGACAAGAUUCUUGGUCAUCUGCACCUAUAAGACAGAAUUCAACAUCUUAUUCAGGAAGCAGGCAGAACGUUGUUUCACCUACUCAGCCUCAGAGGCAAGAUUCUGCCCUAUACCAGCCUGCUAGACAAGAUUCUUGGUCGCCUGCUGCAGUAGCACAGAACUCCACAUUUUACCCAGCCGAGAGGCAGGACCGCUCUCCUAAUCAAACUUCAAGACAAGAUUCUGUAUUAUACCAAACUUCACCAGGUCCUGCACCUGGACUUUUUGCUAAACAAAACUCUAUUUCACCAUCAACAGCAGAAUCUCCUGUGCGUUAUGAACCCGUUUCUGUUAAUUCAGGUCCUGGUUUCCAAAGACAGAGUUCAACACAGUAUCAGCCAUCACCGAAACCAUAUUCGCCUACGAACUAUAACUCUUCUGAGAAUAAACAGGCAGAAUAUAAUAAUACUUCACCAUAUUCUUAUGGUUUUCCUGGACCGUUUGCACGGCAGCAAUCAUCUUCAGCUCCUCAGCCGUGGUGUCCUUUACCUGCUGACUCUUUUCCAACACCACCACCAUUUUCCCCCUCUAAGGAAAGUGCUGCAGCUCCAUGGCCAACACCUCAGGAAUUACCAACACCUCCGCCUCCACCACCACCUCCUCAGAGUCAACAACUAUCUACAGGCAUGGUUGCUCCUCCACCACCACCUCCUCCUCCUCCUCCUCCUCCACCCAUGCCAUCUUCCAGUUCUGGCAUCCAAGAGGAACCUGCGUGGAAGAAACAAAUCAAGGCAACAAAAGAAGCGAAAGCGGCUGCUGGCAUCAGUUCUCCAUCGCCUGCCACCCCUGGAGGAGGCCCUGAAUUGCCCGCUGCUCUGGCUGGCAGCAUGAAGAAAGACAAGAAGCCUUUCACCUACCUUCCUGGAGGCUUGGACCUCUCAGAAAUCCGAUCGCCGAAGAUGCAGAGGAGGAUCAUUGCCAAUCAACAACAAGCACCCCCUCCGCCUUCCUGCAUGGGGCAACAAGUUUUGCUACAACCAAAAACAAAUGAAGCCGCCCCCCAAUGUCAACAAUUGCCAAACCAAUUUGAAAGGUUGAACUUGGGUGAGGGACAGAGCGGCGAUAGGAUGGCGACCGCCGUUGAGGCCCAGCGUCGGUCUUCCACCGAUAGCCAGGACCCCAAGACCUAUGGACAAUCCAGGUCUUUCCGGAUAUUGCAGAUGAUGACAGGUGGCGACGAUGAAACAGAUUCUGUACCUCCUCCACCCCCUACAAAGCGAGAGGAGGAAGAAAUGCGUUUCACUGGACUGCGUCGACCAGACAAUCCUUUACCGUCCCGUGCAUUUCACACCCUUCAGAAGAUGACGUCAGGCGGUGAAGAAACUGCCUCCAACACCUCAGCUGAUCCUAGGUAUAGCAAUGAGCCCCUUGAAGAACGGACUGAAGACGGUCCAGUGGAUAUCCGUUAUAAAGGAGGUUACAUACCCGGCAGAUCCUUCAAGAUGUUACAAGAGAUGACUGGCAUGAAUGAAGAUGGAACUCCCACCGGAACAGUGGUUCCAUCUGUACUUCAGGAAAAGAGGCAGCAACGUAAGCCCCCACCCCAUCUGCAUUUAGACAUCAAUCAGCCUCCGACACCUAAACAGUUCCCGCAGCCAUCCGUACCAGCUUCCCAGCAAACAACUGAAGAAGCCCCUAAGAUGUAUAGGGGUGCACGUAUCCCUUCACAGUCUUUUCGAAUUCUGCAGGCCAUGACUGGUGAACAAGACAGCCUUGAAGAUGAGCAUGGCACAGAUAUGUAGAAAUACAGAAAACCUGCAGUGAAAGGGCAUCAAGAAACUAAAAUGUAUGCUAUAAAAUUUUAAGUAGUUAGAAAUUUCUCCAGUGCUGUCUAUUAUGUACUUGAAGAACUUUAAAAGUGUUCUAGACUAUUCUGUGUUAAAUUAUUCUCGGAAUCUUUUCAUUCUUAGAUUGCUUAACACUUUGCUUAUGCCCAUAGUCUAGUCUGUACUGUAUUGCUUGUGUUUUUAUUACAUGAAAUGUUUAUUAAAUGAAGAUUAUGAAAAGA